GUUGCUCCUUUGUGUAAAUUGCCAACAUGGCUCCUCCUGCAGGUGUCUGAAAACCCUCACGCUGAGUAUGGCCUGACAGACAACAUCCAGAGGACGGCAGAGAACGAGAAGGCGAGCGCAGAGAAGAUGUCGAAGCAGAAGGUGGACCUGCAGGCGCUGCCCACCAGAGCGUACCUGGACCAGACGGUGGUUCCCAUCCUGCUGCAGGGGCUGUCGGUGCUCGCCAAGGAGAGGCCUCCGAACCCCAUCGAGUAUCUGGCAGCGUUCCUGCUGAAGAACAAGUCCCAGUUUGAGGAGAGAACUUGAACUUGAAGUGUGACGCUGCAGCGUUUCGUACAGUAGAAGCUCCUGUUUGUUGAUGAACUGCUAGAUUCUUUUUUUAAUUCACAAUAAACGUGCUGAUGUGAAGGACGA
Molecule: messenger RNA, 414 nt
Organism: Stegastes partitus (bicolor damselfish)
Lineage: Eukaryota; Metazoa; Chordata; Actinopteri; Pomacentridae
Gene: dpy30
Product: dpy-30 histone methyltransferase complex regulatory subunit
Exons: 3
Cellular component (GO): Set1C/COMPASS complex
Source: RefSeq, a predicted model, not a curated record